This is a messenger RNA of Lactuca sativa (garden lettuce), 2772 nucleotides long. RefSeq lists its product as uncharacterized. NCBI's taxonomy places the organism in Eukaryota, Viridiplantae, Streptophyta, Magnoliopsida, Asterales, Asteraceae. The record is from RefSeq and is a predicted model, not a curated record. Gene Ontology annotation, cellular component: intracellular membrane-bounded organelle.
AUGGGACUCCAAGUUCUAAGUGUUUGGACCCUGUUAUUGUUUCUUCCUUUGAGUAAUGCAGCUUCUUAUGAUGACUUUGCAUUCCCUAUUGACCAUUCACUGGUUCAUAACUACACUCGAUUAACCGAAAUCAAGAAGCAUUGCAACCCCUUUAUAUCAUCAGCUUCUGAGUUAGAAUCUGAUGAUAAUUGGGCUUCUAGGCUUAAAAAUGAGCUUUCUUUCUUCAAUGGAGAUUGGGAACAGGACUCCUAUGGAGCACCCUUGAUGCCCUUUGAUGACAGUGACAUGUCACAUGCCACAUCAUCAUUCAUCUCCCCAUGGAAACUUGUUAGCUUCGAGGUUAAAAAUGUUAGUUCUACUUCAUCCCACCACCCGAAAAACACAAUUAGCAUCAGUGGGGUUUUAUCAAUUGGCAUAACAAGAAAUAGCACAGUGAUUUCUGAACCCUUUUUGAAGUUUCAUAAAAAGCCUGGUAUGUCUGCUCUUCGAGUUGAUUUUGAAGGUUUUUAUCUUGAAACAGAGGGUGGAAAUUUAGUCUGUUUGUUGGGUAAUUCAACUUUCCCAUUCAAGAAAGUUCCAACCCGAUACGAAUCCGAUGAUAUGACAUCAUAUUACAAUCUUAGAAACCCCUACAAUGAAGAUCAUGUCAUCCUCCCUCAUGACAAAAUCUUUCUUGUUCUUAAGUACCCGAAAACUUCACCUUUUUCAAUCAAGCAAAUCCAUGGAGAAAUGAAAAGUUUGAACAAAAAGGAUGAUUUUGAGUACUUUGACAACGUUCACGUAGCUUCCCACUUGGGUAUCGAUCCUACUAAUUCUGAAGAUCUCAUUUCAGAAACUGAAUCUUUUAACCAAAAUCCACUACAAGAUGCAAUGGUAGAAGAUGGUGUCAACAAGUUUAACAACUCUGAAUUUUGUAAAAUUCUCAAGUCUUUUGAACAUAAAGCAUAUAGAGUCAUGCCAAAUUUAAAACUUGGAGGCCAAAACGGGUUCCAAGACAAAGUUGGUCCAUUUCUUUUAGGGAAUGAGAUUCAACUUGUUGAUAGAAACAAUGAGAAUUUAAGGAUUCUCAUGCAAAACAUCAUAUGCAAAGAAGAAAAGGUUUCUGGAGUUUUAAGAAUGUAUCCUGCUAGUAUGGACCCACAUGUGGCUGCAAGAAGAACGGGUUUAUCUUCGUUGACUUUGUGGGUCAAAGGAACAUGGAAUCCCUCAACUGGGUUGCUCUCGAUGACCGGAUGUUUGGGUCCCACGCUUGUGAAAUGUGAGACAAGGGUUUUGUUAUACUUCCCAAAAUCUUUCUCUAUUAAACAAAGAAAUGUUGUUUUUGGAAGUAUAAAUGGUUUGAAAAGUCAAACCGGUUUUUACCACCCUGUUUUUUUUGGACUUGAAAUGCUUUCUCCUGGUUUAUAUGAAGAUGGUUGGUAUAGUAACGCGUAUCUUUUGUAUAAUUACUCAAAAAGUGAUUUAGCCAUUGAAUUUCAAGAAAGAAUUCAAGAACCUUGGUUGUUGACUUAUAUAAGGAAAUCACUUUUUCGGUAUCCGACACUUGAGGAAGAAAAAGAUGGGAUUUUUCACCUCUUAAAUGAUCUAAGGAUUGAUACUUUUUCAAGCUCCGAGACUUUUGUGAGAGUAGAGGUUUUGUCAUUUGGUGGAUCAUUUAGAACAAAUGAGAGCCAUUUCUAUGAAGCUUCCAAGAAUGAGGUGUUUAACAUAUCGAUGAAUCUUUAUAUAGUAGAAAACCCAAGAAAAGUUAAGGAAGAAUCCUACCAACAUGUCUCAAAGUUAUAUUUGGAGGGUUUAUAUGAUCAAAGUGUUGGGAAAAUGUAUUUGAUUGGGUGUAGGAAAGUGUCGUACGAUCAUGUGGAUCUUGAAAGAGGAUUAGAUUGUUUGAUUGAAGUUGGAAUUGAAUACUCAUGUGUUAACACAAGAUGGUUGAUUAAUCCAACUGCAAAGAUCACCAUUAGAAGCCAAAGAAACGAAGAGGACAUUUACCAUUUCAAGACAAUACGCUUGCAAACCUUCAUGAUUCAUGACAAAAAUCAUGAAAAAAAUGUGAUCUUUCGUAAACUCUUUGAAGGGUAUUUGCGGGUUUUUCUUGUUUUGGUGCUCAUUGCACACAUGUUGAACCAAAUGAGGAAAAGGAGGAAGUCCAUUGAGCCUUUUGCUUAUAUAUCUCUUGCUAUGCUUGGGUUAUGGAUCAUUGGAUAUGGUAUCAACUUGAUAAAUGGCAAAGAGAUCAUGUUCAUUUCAUCAGAAACUCAAUAUUACAAGAAUCAACCUUAUGAUCAUCGAAGCUACAAAAGAUAUUUAAGCAUUCUUGAUUAUCUUGCAAGGUUUCUUGUUCUAGUUUCUAUGUUCCUCAUGGCUAAGAUCUCUCAUAUUAUAUUGAAAGCUCGAAAAGCACUUAAGAGUCAAGGCGAGUCAACUCCAAGUGAGAAGAAGAUCCUUAUGAUGACCUUAGGUUUCUACAUGUGUUAUCUUCUCCUUAUAAUGCUUGAGCAUGGGAUUUGGAUAUAUCUUAAUCCAUUACAAGGUGAAUCAACAAAAGAUUAUUAUAUGAAAUUAAUGAUGGAUUUGUUAAGGUAUCAUGUUUAUAUGCUUCAAGAUUACUUUAUGGUUCCUCAAAUAAUUGCUCUUUAUGUAUGGAAGAAUCACCCACAUGAUCAACGAUCUUUCAUUAAUGGUCUAUGGAUACCAUCUUUAGUUUUGCUCAUUUAUGAAUUUUUUAGAGAUCCGGUUGAUUAUCCUAUUAUUGCGCAUGAUAUUGUCUUGUGA